Molecule: messenger RNA, 2037 nt
Organism: Astrephomene gubernaculifera
Lineage: Eukaryota; Viridiplantae; Chlorophyta; Chlorophyceae; Chlamydomonadales; Astrephomenaceae
Source: the annotation of a GenBank genome assembly
GUUCACAGUCAUCUUCGUCCAGACGUACGGCUGCUAUACCUCCGACUUAUCCUUGCAAAGUUAAUGUAGUGCUUUCAUAAGCAUACCAAAAAACAGUAUGCCGUUCACGUCAUUGCCUAGUACCAUACCUCGCGCCCCGCUGGGCUUGGCUGCCGAACCAACCUCCCUCGUACCUUGCCACCGCGCCCGCGGUCGCAUUCCCUUUCCGGCAAGGAGGCGCGGCAUCCGCGCUGCAGCCUCCACAGUGGAAAGCCUGCCGGCCAAGACGGCGCCAGCACGCCCCCUCUAUCUUGGCCUGGAUUUUGGCACUUCGGGUGCUCGGGCGGCUGUCAUCGAUGAUGACGGCCGACUGGUUCAGGAUGUCAAGUGUGGCUACGGAGAAGGGGCAGAUGCGGACUGGCCGGCAGCCUGGAAAAGGGUGCUCUUCGAGUUAAUUGGCUCGCUGGACCCGGACAUUCGCUCCGAGGUGGUGUCACUGGCCUUUGACGGCACCUCCGGCACCGCGCUGCUUGUCGACCCACGGGACGGUGCCCCGCUGGCGCCGCCCAAGCUGUAUAACGAGGCGCAGGAGGGGCGGGCGGUGGAGGCGGCCAAGGCAAUUGCUCCCGCCGCCCACACCGCCACAGCACCCUCCUCCACCCUCUGCAAGCUGCUGUCCUGGUGGCUGGAGGAGGAAAGCAACGAGGACUGUGAAGAAGUUCAUAACUUAGCAGCAUUUAAAGGCGGAAGCGGCGGUGAAGGUGGCGGCGGAUGCAGGGGUGGAGGUAGUAGCGGUUGGCGCCGUACGGCUGCAUCCCGUGGCUUAACCACCCUGGGCCCAACUGUUAACGACAGUGAUAGAAGCAAUCGCAGCAGCAACCAGGGCGGUAGUGCGGCAGGCAGCGGUUGCAAGGGCGGCGAGGGUACCGACCCACGGGUCUUGGCGACGACAGGCCGCGGCCCUUAUCCGCUGCUGCUCCACCAGGCGGACUGGCUGGCAGGGCUGUUGUACGGCAUGUGUGAUCCGUACGGCAAUGCCGGCGUGUCAGACUGGAACAAUGCGCUGAAGCUGGGUUACGACCCGGCGUCUGAAUCCUAUCCUGGAUGGCUGGCGACUCAGCCCUUCUCCCCCCUGCUGCCGCCCCGGGUGGUGUCCCCCGGCGCCCCGGUGGCCCCGCUGGCCCCCUCCGCCGCCGCCCGCUGCGGCCUGCGCCCCGACUGCCUGGUGUGCGGGGGCACCACCGACAGCAUCGCGGCCUUCCUAGCAGCCGGGGUGACGCAGGCAGGUCAGGCGGUCACCAGCCUGGGGUCCACGCUGGCGGUCAAGCUGCUGAGUACGACACGGGUGGAUGACGCGGCGUACGGCGUGUACAGCCACCGCCUGGGCGAUGUGUGGUUGGUGGGCGGCGCCAGCAACUCCGGUGGCGCCGUGCUGCGUCGCUUCUUCACAGACCAGCAAUUGCGAGACCUAACGCCCGCGCUAAACCCCGACCGACCCACGGGUCUCGAUUACUACCCGCUGCCUGGCCCCGGCGAGCGCUUCCCCGUGGCUGAUACCGGGCUGCAGCCGCGCAUGAGCCCGCGACCCAAGGAUGAUGCGGUUUUCUUGCAGGGUUUGUUGGAGGGAAUCGCUCAGAUAGAGUCUGACGCCUACCACCGCCUCGCACAGCUAGGGGCUUCCCCACUCAAGGAGGUGCUGACGGCGGGUGGGGGCGCGGCGAAUCCCAAGUGGAGUCUCAUACGGCAGCGACUGCUGGGGGUGCCGCUGCGGGCAGCAGAGUACGGUGAGGCCUGCUAUGGCACGGCGCUGCUGGCACGGCAAGGCGCAAGGAAGGCGGCAAGUGAGUCGCUACCACGAGGGCAGUAGGAGACGGCAGUAGCAACAGGCAGCACCAUAAGGGGACAUGGAGAUAUAUGGGUAGAAUGAAGCACGCCGAGUGCUUCAUACAAGCUCAUACCAGGCGAGCUUGCAAGGCAGUAGCAACAGAGGAUAGAACUGAGACAUGGUCGGGCGAUGGGUGUACGAUGUCAUCUACAAUGCCUUGUAAGAUAUGCGGG